AUGGCGAAGGAAGACGAGGAUGAGAAGAAACCCAAGAAGGGGAAGAAGGGGAAGAAGGCGCCGGAGCCGGAGAAGCCCAAGCGGAGCCUGAAGGGGACUUCGCGGCUGUUCAUGGGCUUCCGAGACCGCACGCCCAAGAUCUCCAAGAAGGGGCAGUUCCGGAGCGCGUCGGCAUUCUUCUGGGGCCUCCACACCGGACCCCAGAAGACCAAACGCAAGAAGAAGGCGCGCACGGUGCUCAAGUCCACGUCGAAGCUCAUGACGCAGAUGCGCAUGGGCAAGAAGAAGCGCGCCAUGAAGGGCAAGAAGCCGUCCUUCAUGGUGAUCCGCUUCCCGGGCCGGCGCGCCUACGGCCGCCUGCGCCCGCGUGCCCAGUCGCUCAGCAAGGCGUCCACGGCCGUCAAUUGGCUCACCAAGAAAUUCCUCAUCAAGAAGGCAGAGGAGUCGGGCAGCGCGCAGGCCACGCUGGACGCCUGGAUGGACCGCUCCAGCUCCCGCAUAGGCUCGCGCAAGCUGCCCUUCCCGUCGGGUGCCGAGAUCCUGCAGCCCGGGGGUCGCCUGCGCAGGUUCCCGCGCGCCCACAGCAUCUACGAGUCGGGCGAGCCCGUGGGCUUCCUGCCCUUCGAGGACGAGGCCCCGUUCCGGCACUCGGGCUCCCGCAGGUCGCUGUACGGGCUGGAGGGCUUCCAGGACCUGGGUGAGUACUACGACUACCACCGCGAGGGCGACGACUACUACGACCGGCAGUCGCUGUACCAGUACGAGGAGGAGCCCUACCGGGGCGCCUACGGCCCCCGCGGCCCGGCCUGGCCGCCCUACGACCACCCGCACGGCUACCCGCCCGAGGACCCCUACGACUACUACGGCCCCGACUACUACGGGGGCUCCUUCUACUCCGACUACGGCUACCGCUAUGGCUACGACGACUACGAGCCCCCCUACGCGGCCCCGUCGGGGUUCGCGUCUCCCUACGGCUACUACGACACAUACGCCGGCGAGGCUCAACUGCACGGCUACUACCACGACUCCUACAACCCUUCCGACGCGCUUUACCCGCCCUACCCGCCCUACGACCUGCCCUACCUGGAUCCCUACGCGCCGCCCUACAUUGCGCCCUACGGUGCCUCCCAUGGUGUCCCCUACGCCGAAGGCGUCUAUGGUGGCGGGGACCAGGCCAUCUACCCCCCCGAGGGGCCCUAUCUUCCGCCGGAGCAGUCGGCCUUCGCGUACCCGUGGGUGCCACCGCCCAUCUUGUCGCCUCACAACCCGUACGCCCACCCCAUGGAUGACAUCGCGGAGCUGGAGGAGCCCGAGGAGGCGGGUGGUGAGCGGCAGGGCACCUCCUUCCGCCUGCCCAGCUCUGCCUUCUUCGAGCAGCAGGGCAUGGACAAGCCCGCCAGGUCCAAGCUGUCCCUCAUCCGCAGGUUCCGCCUCUUCCCGCGGCCCCAGGUGAAGCUGUUUGGGAAGGAGAAGCUGGACGUGCCGCUGCCGCCCUCCCUGGACAUCCCUCUGCCCUUGGGAGAUGCGGACGAAGACGAAGAAGAGGAUGAGAUGCCGCCGCUGCCCCCGGUGCCCUACGGCCACCCCUUCUGGGGCUUCCUCACGCCGCAGCAGCGCCGCCUCCAGCGCGCCCUCUCGGCCUUCGGAGCCCCCCGGGGCCUGGGCUUCAGAUCGGACUUCGGACGCCCAGCGCCGCGCCCGGCCACCUCGCUGGCGCGGUUCCUCAAAAAGACCCUGUCGGAAAAGGAGCCCAUCCCGCGGCUGAGGAGCAGCAAGAAGGCCCGGGCGCGAGGCCCGGCGGUCAGGGAGGCGGCCUAUAAGCGCUUCGGCUACAAGCUGGCCGGCAUGGACUCCGAGCGGCCCGGCACGCCCAUCGUGCUGCGAAGGGCGCAGGAGCGCGUGCGCAACAACAAUAACUCCCACCGUCCGCCGACCCCGCCGCGCGCCCCCAGCCCCGCCCCCGGCCUGCCGCCCGCCCCGGCGCUCGCCGCCGCCGGCCUCGAGCCGGGCCCGCCCCCGCCGGCCUCGCCCUACGGCUCGCUCCGCCGGCACCCUCCGGCCUCGCCCUACGACUCGCUCCGCCGGCACCCUCCGGCCUCGCCCUACGACUCGCUCCGCCGGCACCCGCCGCCCUGGGCCGCCCCGGCUCACGUGCCCCUCGCAGCCCAGGCCAGCUGGUGGGCCUUGGCCGAGCCCCCGCCCGUGAGCCCCGAGGGGCCCCCUGACCCUCUGGCCUUCCCCGGACCCCGGAUCUCCUUCAGGGGCUCCCGCCGCUGGGGCGCGGCCUUCGGCUUCCCCGGGCCCUCGCCCCGGCCCUCGCUGAGGAGCCCGCCCCGCCUGGGCUACCGCUCAUCCCUGGGGCCCCGCUCGCCCCUGGGGCCCUUGUCCCCCCAGCCCUCCGUCCGCCCCGGCCCCCUCCGGCCGCCCUUCUCGCCGCCGCCCCGCCGUCCCCGCUCGCUGCGGGAGCCCCUGUCCCCGCGCCGAGCCUCGGGGCGCCCGGGCGCACCCCGGUCGCCCGCGCUGGGCUCCCCGCGGCCGCCCUCGUCGCGCUCCCCGCGGCCGCCCUCGUCGCCCCCUCUGCUGGGCCGCCGCCCGCGGAACCGCUCGCUCAACCUGCCCUCGCGCUUCCCGCGCACGUGGCGCAGGCUCAGCGAGCCUCCCACCAGGGCCGUGAAGCCCCGGCUGCGCCAGCCCUUCCCCCUGCCGCCCGGCCCUGGGUCUUGGCGGGCGGCUGCCGCGGCCGCGGCCGCGGCCGCGGCCCCUGCCCCUGCUCCUGCCGCUGCGCACCGCGAGAGCCAGCGCGAGCCCGAGGACUCGGAGACGCCCUGGACAGUCCCCCCACUGGCCCCCAGCUGGGACGUGGACAUGCCUGACACCCACCGGCCACCCUCGCCCUGGCCGGGAGGCCCAGGCAGCCUCCGUGGCUUCUCCAGGCCACCCACUGUACCCGCAAACCCCUUCCUCCAGCACGUGGGCCCAGGGCUAUCCCCUGCUCCCCAGCCUGAAAAUUCAGCCUCUGACUCAACCGGUGUCUUUCUGGGUAGACACCAUGACCCAGGACCUGGACAGCUGACCGAAUCGGCCAGCCCGAGCCCCAAGAAGCCUGAAGAAGAGGCCUGCCCGGCGGACCCCCAGCCACCAGCAGAGCCUGAACCCCCGACCGUGACACCCCCCAAGGAUUCCCCCUCAGAGCGGAAAGCACUGAGGCUCAGCUUCUCCUACCCGUUGGCCACCUCUGACCAGUUGAGGGCCACAUGGCCACCGUGGCGCCGCUGUGGGACACUGCCCAGGGCCCCAGCCCCCUUGGCGCCCUCUGGGGCCCCAGGACCCCUGCCCAAGGCGGGUGAAUGGCUCCAGGCAAGCCGUGGGCGUUUUGCUGUGGUCAUGCCUCGCGUGCAAAAGCUGAGCUCUCUCCAGCGAGCUUGUUCUGCUGCCCUGCAGCCUCCCAUCCAGGAGCCAGAGCCCAGGCCCCGGCUGAGAGCCUGGAGUCUGCUCCGCUCCCGCCUCUGGCUGCCGGCGGAGGCCCACCCACCCUGCACAGGAGUACACGCUCGCCCCUCGUCCUGCCACCUGCCCCAUGGGGGCCCCGGGGAAAAGGUUGGCCCCAAAGGCCGGUGGAACAAGAUGCACUCCGUCCGCAACCUGCCAUCCACACGGUUCCGCGAGCAGCACCGCGAGGACGGCGUGGAGGACAUGACGCAGCUGGAAGACCUCCAGGAGACCACCGUGCUGGCCAACCUCAAGACCAGAUUUGAACGGAACCUCAUCUACACCUACAUCGGCAGCAUCCUGGUGUCGGUGAACCCGUACCGCAUGUUUGGGAUCUAUGGGCUGGAGCAGGUGCAGCAGUACAGCGGACGCGCCCUGGCCGAGAACUCCCCGCACCUCUUUGCAAUUGCAAAUCUCGCCUUCGCCAAAAUGCUCGAUGCCAAACAGAACCAGUGCAUAAUCAUCAGCGGAGAGAGCGGCUCUGGAAAAACUGAGGCCACGAAGCUGAUUCUGCGCUACCUGGCAGCCAUGAACCAGAAACGGGCCAUCACACGGCAGAUAAAGAUCCUGGAGGCCACACCCCUCCUGGAGUCCUUCGGUAACGCCAAAACUGUCAGGAAUGACAACUCCAGCCGCUUUGGGAAGUUUGUGGAGAUCUUUCUGGAAGGGGGCGUGAUUUCUGGUGCCAUAACCUCGCAGUACCUGCUGGAGAAAUCCAGGAUCGUGUUUCAGGCCAAAAACGAGAGGAACUACCACAUCUUCUACGAGCUGCUGGCUGGGCUGCCCGCCCAGCUCCGGCAGGCCUUCAGCCUGCAGGAGGCCGAGACCUACUACUACCUGAACCAGGGUGGGAACUGUGAAAUCUCAGGGAAGAGAGACGCAGACGACUUCCGCCGGCUGCUGGCCGCCAUGGAGGUGCUGGGCUUCAGCGCCGAGGACCAGGACAGCAUCUUCCGCAUCCUGGCCUCCAUCCUGCACCUGGGCAACGUCUACUUCGAGAAGUAUGAGACGGACGCACAGGAGGUUGCCUCGGUGGUGAGCGCCCGGGAGAUCCAGGCCGUGGCCGAGCUGCUGCAGGUCUCCCCCGAGGGCCUGCAGAAGGCCAUCACCUUCAAAGUGACCGAGACCAUGCGAGAGAAGAUCUUCACCCCCCUGACCGUGGAGAGCGCCGUGGAUGCCAGGGACGCCAUCGCCAAGGUCCUGUACGCGCUGCUGUUUGGCUGGCUCAUCGCCAGGGUCAACGCGCUGGUGUCCCCGCAGCAGGACGCGCUGUCCAUCGCCGUCCUGGACAUCUACGGCUUCGAGGACCUGAGCUUCAACAGCUUCGAGCAGCUGUGCAUCAACUAUGCAAACGAGAGCCUCCAGUACCUCUUCAACAAGAUUGUCUUCCAGGAGGAGCAGGAGGAGUACAUCCGCGAGCAGAUCGACUGGCGGGAGAUCGCCUUCGCGGACAACCAGCCCUGCAUCAACCUCAUCUCGCUGAAGCCCUACGGCAUCCUGCGCAUCCUCGACGACCAGUGCUGCUUCCCCCAGGCCACAGACCACACGUUUCUGCAGAAGUGCCAUUACCACCACGGCGCCAACCCACUCUACUCCAAACCCAAGAUGCCACUGCCCGAGUUCACCAUCAAGCACUACGCGGGCAAAGUCACCUACCAGGUACACAAGUUCCUGGACAAGAACCACGACCAGGUGCGCCAGGACGUGCUGGACGUGUUUGUGCGGAGCCGGACACGGGUGGUGGCGCACCUCUUCUCCAGCCAUGCCCUGCAGGCUGGCCCUCAGCGCCUGGGCAAGAGCAGCUCCGUCACCCGGCUCUACAAGGCGCACACGGUGGCCGCGAAGUUCCAGCAGUCGCUCCUGGAUCUGGUGGAAAAGAUGGAGAGGUGUAACCCCUUGUUCGUCAGGUGCCUGAAGCCCAACCACAAGAAGGAGCCGGGCCUCUUUGAGCCAGAUGUGGUGAUGGCCCAGUUACGCUAUUCGGGGGUGCUGGAGACUGUGCGGAUCCGCAAGGAGGGCUUUCCGGUGCGGCUGCCCUUCCAGGUGUUCAUCGACAGGUACCGCUGUCUAGUGGCCCUCCAGCACAACCUGCCAGCCAGUGGGGACAUGUGUGUGUCCAUGCUGAGCCGCCUGUGUACGGUCACGCCAAGCAUGUACCGCGUCGGCGUCAGCAAGCUGUUCCUGAAGGAGCACCUGCACCAGCUGCUGGAAGGCAUGCGGGAGCACGUCCUGAACCUGGCAGCCCUCACGCUGCAGCGCUGCCUCCGCGGCUUCUUCAUUCAGCGGCGUUUCCGCUCCCUGCGCCGCAAGAUCAUCUUGCUGCAGAGCCGGGCCCGUGGCUACCUGGCCAGGCAGCGGUAUCAGCAGAUGAGGAGGCGUCUGGUGAAGUUCCGGGCCCUGGUGCACACGUGCACAAGCCACCAGCGUCACCUCAAGCCGAGGGCGGAGCGGAGGCUCUGGGCGGCGGAGGCGCGGCUACGGGGGCAGGAGGUGGGUGCGGGGCUCCGGGUGGCCGCAGGGGACCGGAAGGGAGGCCAGCAGGAGCUGAGCAAGCGGCAGGUGGUGGCUGUGGGGCACCUGGAGGUCCCGGUGGAGCUGGCUGGGCUCUUGCGAGCAGUGGCGGGCCUCAGGACGGGCCAGGUGCCCCGGGUGGCCCCCGUGCGGACUCCCCGGCUCCAGGCUGAGCCCCGGGCCACGCUGCCCCUGGAUAUCAACAACUACCCCAUGGCCAAGUUUGUGCGCUGCCACUUCAAGGAGCCUGCCUUCGGGAUGCUGACGGCGCCCCUGAGGACACCCCUCACGCGGCUGCCGGCGGAGCACCACGCGGAGGCCGUGGGCGUCUUCAAGCUGAUCCUGCGUUUCAUGGGCGACCCCCAGCUGCACGGAGCCAGGGAGCACGUCUUCGGGAACUACAUCGUGCAGAAAGGGCUGGCGGUGCCCGAGCUGCGGGAUGAGAUCCUGGCGCAGCUGGCCAACCAGGUGUGGCGCAACCCCAGUGCCCAGAACGCCGAGAGGGGCUGGCUCCUGCUGGCCGCCUGCCUCAGCGGCUUCGCGCCUUCCCCGCGCCUCGACAAGUACCUGCUCAAGUUCGUGUCUGAUUACGGGCGGAAUGGCUUCCAGGCUGUGUGUCAGCAUCGCCUCAUGCAGGCCAUGGGCCAGGCCCAACAGCAGGGCUCUGGCGCCGCCCGCACCUUCCCUCUGACCCAGCUCGAGUGGACGGCAACCCAGGAGAAGGCCAGAAUGGCGCUGGACGUGGGCUGCUUCAACGGUGACCAGUUCUCCUGCCCGGUGCACUCCUGGAGUACGGGGGAAGAGGUGGCCGGAGACAUCCUGAGGCACAGGGGGCUGGCCGACGGCUGGCGGGGCUGGACGGUGGCUCUGAAGAAGGGGGUCCAGUGGACAGAGCUGGCCGGCCACGACUACGUGCUGGACCUGGUGUCGGACCUCGAGCUACUCAGGGAGUUCCCGCGACAGAAAGCCUACUUCAUCGUGGGCACAGAGGGGCCCGCGGCUGGCAGGGCAGGUCCCAGGGUGUUUGGGAACAGCUGGGACUCGGACGAGGACACGCCCGCUAGGCCCCGGCCCCCGGGGCCCGCGCCCGCCAUGGCCAACUCCGAUGGGUACUGCAGCCACAGUGAGGACGGUACAAAUGGGGAGAUUGAGGCCCAGAGAGGGAGAGCGGCCCACCAAGACUCGGGCAGCCUUGGGGAGCCUGCUGUGCCCCACAAAGGACUGGACUGCUACCUGGAUAGCCUCUUCGACCCCGUGCUGUCCUACGGGGAUGCGGACCUGGAGAAGCCAACAGCCAUCGCCUACCGCAUGAAAGGGGGAGGCCAGCCUGGUGGAGAUGGCAGUAGCGACAGCAGAGGCAGCUCCCGGAGACCUCCAGAGCCAAAGCCAAAGCUAAUUCCAGGCCUGGACGCCUCCACACUGGCCCUGCAGCAAGCCUUCAUCCACGAGCAGGCUGUGCUGCUGGCCCGGGAGAUGACCCUUCAGGCCAUGGCGCUCCGGCAGCAGCCCCUGAGCCCCAACCCAAGGCCAUCGCCCCCAGAGAAACCCCUAGCGCCGGAGGCCCGGCCGAAGUUCGUAGGCACUGGACUCCCGGCCAAGCCCGUGCUCUUGCGCUCCGCUCCAAAGCCUGUGGCUCCCGCUCCUCUGGUCAAGGCCCCGAGGCCCCCCGCCAAGCCCGUGGCUGCCCCCAUUCUAGCUCAGGGCCGGGCGCCUCCGGAAUCCACUUCGCCCGGCCUCGAGCUGGUCCGGUCCUCGAUCCUCAACUCGGAGCACUUCCCGCAGCCCACGCAGCAGAUCAAGGACAUCGUCAGGCAGCACCAGCAGCCGGCCCGGGGGGGCCGGCCCGAGGCCUUCAGGAAGGACGGCGGGAGGGUGUUCGUGAAGCGGCCGGACCCCCACGAGGAGGCCCUGAUGAUCCUGAGGGGGCAGAUGAGCCAUGCAGCGGCAGCACCGGGCACCCAGGUCCCCAGAGAGGCCGUAGCCCUGGUGAAGCCAGUGACCAGCACACCAAGGCCAUCCGUGGGGCCCACUCCAGCGCUGCCCUCGCGGUCCCUGGAGCCGGCGGAGGACCCCGUGCAGACGCGGCUGCACCGCCUCCUCAGCCCCGACUUCUACGGCUACCGGAAUGCCCCCUGGCAGAUCUUCCUGCGCAAAGAGGUGUUCUACCCCAAGGACAGCUACAGCCACCCUGUGCAGCUGGACCUGCUGUUCCGCCAGAUCCUGCACGACACGCUCUCCGAGGCCUGCCUGCGUAUCUCUGCGGAGGAGAGGCUCCAGAUGAAAGCCCUGUUUGCCCAGAACCAGCUGGACACACAAAGGCCCUUGGUGACGGAGAGCGUGAAGCGGGCCGUGGUCAGCAUUGCACGUGACAGCUGGGAGGUCUAUUUCUCCCGCCUCUUCCCCGCCACGGGCAGCGUGGGCACCGGCGUGCAGAUCCUAGCCGUGUCCCACACGGGCAUCAAACUCCUGCGCGUAGCCAAGGGCAGCCACGAGGCCGGUGGGCAGCUUCGGGUCCUGCGCACAUACAGCUUUGCGGAUAUCCUGUUUGUGACCAUCCCCUCCCAGAACAUGCUGGAGUUCAACUUGGCCAGCGAGAAGGUCAUUCUCUUCUCAGCCCGAGCUCACCAGGUCAAGACCCUGGUGGACGACUUCCUCCUGGAGCUGAAGAAGGACUCGGACUACGUGGUCGCUGUGAGGAACUUCCUGCCUGAGGACCCGGCGCUGCUGGCCUUCCACAAGGGUGACAUCAUCCACCUGCAGCCCCUGGAGCCGCCUCGAAUAGGCUACAGUGCUGGCUGUGUGGUCGGCAAGAAGGUCGUGUACCUGGAGGAGCUGCGGCAUCGAGGGCCUGACUUCGGUUGGCGCUUCGGGACCGUCCAUGGGCGUGUGGGCCGCUUCCCUUCCGAGCUGGCGCAGCCUGCGGCCGCCCCCGACUUCCUGCAGCUGCCUGCGGAGCCGGGCCGGGGCCGCGCCGCCGCCGUGGCCGCCGCCGUGGCCUCCGCUGCCGCUGCCCGGGAGGUGGGCCGCAGGAGGGAGGGUCCCCCGGUCAGGGCUGGCUCCGCGGACCGCAGGGAGGAUGGCCUGGCUCUCCCACCGUACACGAUGCUCGAGUUUGCCCAGAAGUAUUUCCGAGACCCUCAGAGGAGACCCCGGGACGGCCUCAGGCCGAAAUGCAAGGAGGGUCGGGAGUCCAGAACCUUGGAGGACAUGCUUUGCUUCACCAAGACCCCGCUCCAGGACUCCCUCAUUGAGCUCAGUGACAGCAGCCUCAACAAGAUGGCCACAGACAUGUUUCUAGCUGUGAUGCGGUUCAUGGGGGAUGCCUCGCUGAAGGGCCAGAGCGAACUGGACGUGCUUUGCACCCUCCUGAAGCUGUGCAGGGACCAUGAGGUCCUGCGGGACGAGUGCUACUGCCAAGUUGUGAAGCAGAUCACAGACAACACCAGCACCAAGCAGGACAGCUGCCAGCGAGGCUGGAGGCUGCUGUACAUCGUGGCUGCCUACCGCAGCUGCUCCGAAGUCCUCCAGCCACACCUCGUUCGCUUCCUCCAAGACGUGGGCCGGACCCCGGGCCUGCCCUUCCAGGGGAUCGCCAAGGCCUGUGAGCAGAACCUCCAGAGGACGCUGCGCUUCGGUGGCCGUCUGGAGCUCCCCGGCAGCAUGGAGCUUCGCGCCAUGUUGGCCGGCCGCAGCUCCAAGAGGCAGCUCUUUCUUCUCCCCGGAGGCCUCGAGCGCCAUCUCAAGAUCAAAACGUGCACCGUGGCCCUGGACGUGGUGGAGGAGAUCUGUGCUGAGAUGGCUCUGACCCGCCCCGAGGCCUUUGAUGAGUAUGUCAUCUUUGUGGUCACCAACCGAGGCCAGCACGUGUGCCCGCUCAGCCGCCGCGCCUACAUCCUGGACGUGGCCUCGGAGAUGGAGCAGGUGGACGGCGGCUACACGCUGUGGUUCCGGCGCGUGCUCUGGGAUCAGCCGCUCAAGUUCGAGAAUGAGCUCUACGUGACCAUGCACUACAACCAGGUGCUGCCCGACUACCUGAAGGGCCUGUUCAGCAGCAUCCCGGCCGGCCGGCCUGGCGAGCAGCAGCUGCAGCAGGUGUCGAAGCUGGCCGCGCUGCAGCACCGAGCCAAGGGCCACGCCUACCUGCCCAGCACGCGCGAGGCCCAGGAGUACAUCCCGGCCCAGCUCUACCGCACUGUGGCCAGCUCGGCGUGGCUCAGCAUGCUCGGCCAGCACCGGCUGCAGAUGCAAGCGCUCAGCCCCCACCAGGCUCGCGCCCAGUUUCUGGGCCUCCUCAGCGCCUCGCCCAUGUUCGGCUCCUCCUUCUUCUUCGUCCAGAGCUGCAGCGACGGCGCGGUGCCCGCCCCCUGCAUCCUUGCGGUCAACCAGAAUGGCCUCAACUUCCUCAGCACCGAGACCCACGAGCUGAUGGUGAAGUUCUCCCUGAAGGAGAUCCAGUCGACGAGGACCCAGCGGCCCACGGCCAGCUCCAGCUACCCGUACGUGGAGAUCGCACUGGGGGAUGUGGCGGCCCAGCGCACCAUGCAGCUGCAGCUGGAGCAGGGCCUGGAGCUGUGUCGCGUGGUGGCCGUGCACGUGGAGAACCUGCUCAGUGCCCGCGAGAAGCGGCUCACGCUGCCCCCCAGCGAGAUCACGCUGCUCUGACCCAGCC
Molecule: messenger RNA, 10669 nt
Organism: Kogia breviceps (pygmy sperm whale)
Lineage: Eukaryota; Metazoa; Chordata; Mammalia; Artiodactyla; Physeteridae
Source: RefSeq, a predicted model, not a curated record